This is a messenger RNA of Planococcus citri (citrus mealybug), 735 nucleotides long. Its product is annotated as general odorant-binding protein 83a-like. The record is from RefSeq and is a predicted model, not a curated record. Bases 117 to 527 code for a protein of 136 amino acids. The transcript is spliced from 7 exons. NCBI's taxonomy places the organism in Eukaryota, Metazoa, Arthropoda, Insecta, Hemiptera, Pseudococcidae. Gene Ontology annotation, molecular function: odorant binding.
GCGAUUUCUUUUGUAUUUAUCUUCGGGGUGGUGUGCAUUUUUCUCUGGCUUGUCUUCAGUCAGGAUUCAGGAAUCGUGUACCUCUAAUAAUAUUGCUGACUGCUAAAUGAGCAAAAAUGCUCAAAUUUGUAACUUUUUUUGUAUUGUGCUAUAUGGUGUUUAAUGUUCAUGCUGGAGAUGAUAUGCCACCCGAAGUAAAAGCAAUGUUGAAAAAUCUGCAUGAUAUGUGCGUAGCGGAAACCGGCGCCAGUGAAAGUGAUAUAGCAGAUUUCAAUAAGGGCAAACAUAAUCCAGUGGAUAACUUGAAGUGUUACAUGAAAUGUCUCAUGGUGCAACUUGGAAUUUUCGACGAUGAUGGAGCAUUUGACUCUGAAGCAUACGUUGACUUACUUCCUCCGCAUAUGACAGAGUUCGGUAAAAAAGUAGUAGCCAAUUGUAAAACCGAAGGAAGUGGAGCUUGUGAUAUUGCGUACAAUCUGAAUGUUUGUAGUUAUAAUCAAGAUCCAAAGAUAUACAUGCUUUUCUAAACAAAAAUACCACCAAAAAAUAAGAAAAUGCUGCGAAGAUACUGAUUCGCACAAGACGAUGUGAUAUAAACGAUGACAGAUUCGCAAAUGAAUUAAACAACCCAAAUACUACGUGUAUUAUUCCAUUCAAUGUUUUCUUUUUAAUUUAUAAUAAGUAAAAAUUAAAACGUACAAAACAACAAAAAGAAAAAAAAAGCAUUUACAUUUU